AUGGAUUAUCUCCACCUUCUGCUGCUGCUGUGGACCUGCAGCAUCCUGCCAGAUCUUCAGCUCUGUUUCAACUUUGACACAAAGAACUUCAAGAUCUUCUCCGGUUCUAAAGAAACCCAGUUUGGAUACACAGUCCAGCAACAUGAGGCAGGAGGACGGCAGUGGUUGCUGGUUGGAGCUCCCUUUGAAUCCACAGGGAAGCAGCAGACAGGUGACGUGUACAGGUGUCCGCUGGAUACAAGAGCCUCUGCAAACUGCAGCCGACUCCACCUGGGGAAACUUUCUCUGGACAACGUCUCCGAGAGGAAAGACAAGAUGAGGCUGGGAAUGUCGCUGACCUCUAACCCUAGAGACAACAGCUUUGUGACCUGUGGACCGCUCUGGUCUCAUGAAUGUGGAAGCUCCUUGUACAGCACAGGAAUCUGUUCCAGGGUCAGCCGAAACUUCAGACUGUCCCACACCAUCGCCCCCGCCCUGCAGAGGUGUGAGACGUUCAUGGACAUCGUGAUCGUUCUGGACGGUUCUAACUCCAUCUACCCCUGGUACGAGGUCCAGGACUUCCUCAUCAACAUCCUGCAAAAGUUCUACAUUGGCCCAGGUCAGACGCAGGUUGGUGUGGUUCAGUAUGGCUCCACAGUCGUCCACGAGUUCAGUCUGGGUGAGUACCAGACGGUGGAGGAGGUGGUGGAGGCCGCCAGGAGCAUCGACCAGCGUGGCGGAGAGGAGACGAGGACGGCGCUGGGCAUCAACGUGGCGCGGUCGGAGGCGUUCAAACGCGGCGGCCGACCCGGCGCUCAGAAGGUGAUGAUCGUGAUCACAGACGGUGAAUCUCAUGACAGUCCUCAGCUGGUGCAGGCAGUCGGUGACAGCGAGAGAGACAACAUCACCAUGUACGCCAUCGCUGUCCUGGGUUACUACAACCGUCGGGGAAUCAACCCUGAAGCCUUUCUCAAAGAAAUCAAGUUCAUUGCCAGUGACCCGGACGAGAAACAUUUCUUCAACGUGACGGACGAGUCGGCGCUGAAGGACAUCGUGGACGCUCUGGGAGAGAGGAUUUUCACUCUGGAAGGAACCAGCAGUCAGGGUCGAGGGUUCGGUCUGCAGAUGGCUCAGGCCGGUUUCUCCUCACAUUUAGUUAAAGAUGGCGUUCUGCUCGGGGCGGUCGGCGCCUACGACUGGAACGGAGCCGUGCUGAAAGAAACUAAACACGGAAAAAUUGUUCCUCCAAAGUCCUCGUAUAAGGACGAGUUCCCAGAGGAGCUGAAGAACCACGGAGCCUACCUGGGUUACUCUGUCGGGUCACUCAUUUCCUCUCGCGGCUCUCAGCUCUACGUGGCCGGAGCUCCGAGGUUCAACCACACAGGAAAGGUCAUCGUCUUCACCCUGAAGAACAACGGAAACCUGACCAUCCUGCAGGCUCUGCUGGGAGAACAGAUCGGCUCGUAUUUCGGCAGUGAGUUAUUAUCGAUGGACGUAGACGGAGACGGACAGACUGACAUUCUCCUGGUGGCGGCGCCCAUGUACUACAGUCAGGGCUGGGAGAGAGGGAAGGUUUACAUCUACUCUGUCACAUCACAGGCCUCUUUAGUCCUGCAGGGGGCGCUGCAGAUAUCUGACCGCUCUCAGAACUCCCGUCUGGGUUCGGCGCUGACCCAGAUCCCCGACAUGAACGGAGACGGAUUCAGGGAGCUCGUGGUCGGAGCGCCGCUGGAGGACGACCACCAGGGGGCGGUGUACGUGUUUUAUGGCCAGGACAAAACCAUCCAGCAUCAGUACAGACAGCGAAUCUCUGCUGCCGGUUUCUCCGCAGGUCUGAAGUAUUUCGGACAAAGUCUUCACGGGGUCUUGGACGUCAACGCAGACGGGCUGGUCGACCUCACGGUGGGAGCGCUGGGAGCUGCCGUCAUCAUCUGGUCUCGGGGUGUGGUGCGGAUUCAGGCCAAACUGACCUUUGAACCCGAGAAAGUCAACAUCUUCAACAAGGACUGUUGGCGAGGAGGGAAGGAGGUCACCUGCAUGUCCGUUUCCGUCUGUCUGAGUCUGGAUUCCAGGACCAAGACCAGGACAAAGACCAGGACAGCUGUGUGGUUCAGCCUGGUGUUGGACGAGAGGCGUUUCCCCCCACGAGCUGUUCUGGACGAAUCAGAUCGACAGCAACCCAGGAGUCUGUCUCUGCAGGCCGGAGGUCAGAGCUGCCAACGCCUCGGGUUCUCUGUCCAGGAGACGACAGAUUACGGACGUCCCAUCACGGUUGUCCUGGAGACGGGGAUGCAGAACCCGGACGAGGGGCCGGUGUUGGACCCCGACUGGCCGAGCAUCAUGAGGGCCGAGCUUCCCUUCUGGAACGGCUGCGAGCAGGAGGACGUCUGCGUUCCCGACCUCGUCCUCCACAGUCGCACCGACCUCAUGGACGUUCAGCAGUUCUGCAGCUCGAGGGACCGGGCGACCUGGUCUCUCUGCGGCCAGCAGGGGGCGUCGCUGCGCUCGGCGUUCGUGGUGGAGUCCGGGCGGAGGAGGCUCGUCAUGUUCUCUCAAUUGGUGAACGAGGGAGAGAACGCGUACGGAGCCGCCAUCCACAUCUCCACCUCCUCCAACCUGAUCUUCUCCAGCCUCAUCGUCAAGGACCAAUCAGACAUUCAGAUCGAAUGCUCCUCUGAGGACAGACUGGCCACUCAAAGGUUCUGUAACAUCAGCGCUCCAUUCAUGAAGUCCUUGUCCCAGGUGUCUUUCCAUGUGGAGUUUGAGUUCAGCCGCUCCGUCUUCCUGGAUCACAUCCGGGUCUUCAUGGACGCCACCAGUGAGGGUGAAGACGGAUUUCCAGAUGACAACCUCAGUGACAUCCUCCUGCCUCUGAAAUACCAAACCGACCUCCUCUUCACCAGAGACCCUAACCCUCCUCGUUUUGAAAUCAAAGCAGACUCUUCCUCUUCCUCCUCUUCAUCCUGGGACCAGCCAGACAACAACUCACCCACCUUCAACCUCACUUAUAACAUCCAGAACCUGGGCAUCUUCUCAGUGCACGAUCUCCUGUUCAGAGCCGAUAUCUGGGCCCUGACCGCGAAGGGCAACCAGCUGGUGAACAUCACAGACUACAGCAUCGAACAGGUAGCAGGGUCCCACUGUAUGCUGCCUCCACUCAGAACAACCAAUCAGGUGACAGCUGAGGACCUGACUCAACUGUCACAGCUGAACCACAGUAACAGUGUGAGCAUGGCGGUCCAGUGCAGACUGAACCUGCCGGCCUCCAGAGAGGUGAAGGUGACGCUCAGAGGAAGACUUCAGCUUCCCGCUCUGCUCGCUGUGAGCUUCAGGUCUCUGGAGCUACUGACCGCUGCCUCCAUCCAGCUGGACGCAUCCAGUCCCAUGUUCCUCCAGGAGGACAGACCGGUCAGACAGAUAAUCCUGGAGCUGAGGAAGGACGAGGAUUACAUCGUCCCAGUCUGGAUCAUACUGGGAAGCUCACUGGGAGGCCUGCUGCUACUGGCCUUACUGGUCCUGGCCCUGUGGAAGCUCGGCUUCUUCAACAGACGGAGGAGACAGGAAGAGGAGGAGCAGCCAGUAGCCAAUGGGAAGGCAGCAGAGGAGCUAUAA
Molecule: messenger RNA, 3591 nt
Organism: Seriola dumerili (greater amberjack)
Lineage: Eukaryota; Metazoa; Chordata; Actinopteri; Carangiformes; Carangidae
Product: integrin alpha-11-like
Exons: 30
Coding region: 1-3591 (1196 amino acids)
Biological process (GO): integrin-mediated signaling pathway; cell-cell adhesion; cell adhesion mediated by integrin
Cellular component (GO): integrin complex; external side of plasma membrane
Molecular function (GO): integrin binding
Source: RefSeq, a predicted model, not a curated record